GCGGGCGGACGGCGUGAAGCGGGCGGGGGGCACCGCGUCCUGCCCUCCCUCCCUUUUUCUCUCUUUCUCUCCAUCCCUCCAUCCCUGUCUCCUCCACCCCGGCCGGGGGAGCGAGGUGCGUCUUGGCGGGGGCUGCCAGCCGGGGAUGAUGCUGGGGGAGCUGCGCCUAGGCACCGCUUUCUCCUCGCCCUCAAUGGAGCCCGCACUUUCUCUACAAUGACUUUCCCCGAGCUGAGCAAUGGCAGCUUGAGUGAGAACCGGACGGGACAAGGCGGCCAGAGCGCUGCCAACCGGUCCUGGGGGCUGCAAGGGGAGGAGACCCCCGAGGGCAACGGCACCACGCUGACUUUCGCCUUGGACGUGCAGGCGGUGGGAGUCGGGGUGUUCCUGGCCGUCUUCAUCCUCUCGGCCAUCGUGGGGAACAUCCUGGUCAUCCUCUCGGUGGCUUGCAACCGGCACCUGCAGACUGUCACCAACUACUUCAUCGUCAACCUGGCCAUCGCCGACCUGCUGCUGAGCACCACCGUGCUGCCCUUCUCGGCCACCCUGGAGGUGUUGGGCUUCUGGGUGUUCGGGCGCAUCUUCUGCAACAUCUGGGCAGCGGUGGACGUGCUCUGCUGCUCUGCCUCCAUCAUGAGCCUGUGCAUCAUCUCCGUGGACAGGUACAUCGGCGUCAAGUACUCCCUCAAGUACCCCACCAUCAUGACGGAGAGGAAGGCGGGAGUCAUCCUCGUGGUGGUCUGGCUCUCCUCCAUGGUCAUCUCCAUCGGGCCGCUGCUGGGCUGGAAGGAGCCGCCGCCGCCGGACGAGAGCAUCUGCAGCAUCACAGAGGAGCCGGGCUAUGCCCUCUUCUCCUCCCUCUUCUCCUUCUACCUGCCCCUCAUGGUCAUCCUGGUGAUGUACUUCAGGAUUUACGUGGUGGCCAGGCGGACCACCCGGAGCCUGGAGGCAGGGGUCAAGAAGGAGAGGAACAAGUCCAUGGAGGUGGUGCUGCGCAUCCACUGCCGCAGCGUGCUGGAGGAGCCCCUCUCCAGCACCCGCAGCAAGGGACACAACUUCAGGAGCUCCCUCUCCGUGAGGCUCCUCAAGUUCUCCCGGGAGAAAAAAGCAGCCAAGACUCUUGCCAUCGUCGUGGGUGUCUUCAUCCUCUGCUGGUUCCCCUUCUUCUUCAUCCUACCUUUUGGCUCUUUCUUCCCGUCCCUGAAGCCCUCAGAAAUCGUCUUCAAGAUCAUCUUCUGGCUGGGAUACUUCAACAGCUGCGUGAACCCCAUCAUCUACCCGUGCUCCAGCAAGGAGUUCAAGCGCGCGUUCAUCCGGCUGCUCAAGUGCCAGUGCCGCCGGCGGCGCCGGCCCAUCUGGAGGGUCUACGACCACCACUGGAGAGGGGCCUCCAUCAACAGCUCAGUGCAGGACUCAGAGACUGACCUACGGCCCAGGAUUAACACCCUGAACAGCUCCUUCAUAUUUAACUCCUCCUUCCAGGAGAGGGGCAGUAAGAGGCGAACGCUCAGCUUCAAGGGCUGGAAGAUGCUGACGCCUUUCCAGAAGCCGGCGUCCACCCAGCUGAAGGAGAAGAUGAACAGCCUUUCCAACAAAAUCCGGGGGGGAUCCAGCAAAGGGGCGGCCACAGCCACCUACAAGACAGAGGUGGAGUCUGUCUCGAUUGGGAUCCCUCAUGAUUUCACAGAAACCAUCGACUACCAAACCCAUGACUUAACAGACUGCUGUGGGCUGAGAGAAACAGAUAUUUGAGGCCUCUGGGGCAGCUGUCGAUGGUUUCUUUAGAGGUAUCCAGAAGAAACAUGGAGGGAUACCACCUGUGGGUCUGUCAGGCAGGCUGGAAGCAGCGGUCAGGUAUUAAAUGCAGUUGCCCAAAGGUUGUCCAAGCAUCCCCCACGUGGAGCUCAGCCCCUUCUGUGGGGUUGUGGGUUCCUCAAAUUAGAGCCAAUGGCAUAUCCCAUUCUAACAAGCCACAGCAGGAGGAGAAGGUGUGGAUAUGACCUUAGGGCAAGAGCUGUCUCCUCUGGUGGAUGGCUGUCUUUGGCUUUGGAAGAAGCUGUGCAAUUAAAGGAAACCAGGAUGUCUCCUUUGCCUUAAAAACACCACAGUGAAACCUAAUGGAAAGGUUGAAUCCCAAAAGUUGCCAACCCUGCCUUAGUACAUGUGGUCAUGUCUCCAUCCAGAGGCAGCAGCCAGGAAGGGCCCUGCCAAGCAGGAGCUGGCAGCUGAUCCUUUAUGUGGGUGGGUUGGGAUCCUGGAGGUCCUGAAUGGGACAUCCAGACGAGGCCUUGGCUUUGGAAGGAGAGCAGACUGGGGUGUUCCCAAGCAAGGUGGAGGGAUCCCAGCUCUCAGUCAUCAUCUCUGCAGUGGCCACAGCUUUGGCCCUCCCACAUCACCUGGUUUUAGGCCAGAGGAGUAUUCCAGAUGUGUGCACUGUUGCCAGGGGGUGUGCAGGUCUCUCUCCUCUAAUUCCAUCCUGUGAAGCAUUUUGC
Melozone crissalis (California towhee) is the source of this 2492-nucleotide messenger RNA. It is a transcript of the gene ADRA1D, whose product is annotated as adrenoceptor alpha 1D. Gene Ontology annotation, cellular component: membrane. NCBI's taxonomy places the organism in Eukaryota, Metazoa, Chordata, Aves, Passeriformes, Passerellidae. The record is from RefSeq and is a predicted model, not a curated record. Gene Ontology annotation, biological process: phospholipase C-activating G protein-coupled receptor signaling pathway; positive regulation of cytosolic calcium ion concentration; adenylate cyclase-activating adrenergic receptor signaling pathway. The transcript has 2 exons. Gene Ontology annotation, molecular function: alpha1-adrenergic receptor activity. The coding region runs from base 217 to 1752 and encodes 511 amino acids.